AUGACCACUUCAGUCCAAUUAUUAUCUGCUGGUAUCAUAGACUUUGAUUUACAUCAUGGAAUCCAUGCAAAAGAUUGGUGGUGGAAAACUCCCCAAAAAAAUAAUGAAUUUUGUCCAGGAUAUUGUUGUCAAUGUAAAGAACUUUCAAGUGAAGUUGAAAAAAAUCCAACCGAUGCUGUAUCCAAGUUGUAUCAAAAUAUUAACCCUAAUUCAACAAGAAGAAUAUCUGGAGCUGAGGUUUUAGGAUUUGAAUUGGAUAAAGUUGUUCAAGAGUUGUUAUUAAAUAUUGAAUUUAGACCAUAUUCAAUUCAAAUAGAAAAUAAUAUCAACUUAUUUAUUUGUGGCCUAAGGAGUUCAAAUAACAAUGCAUUAUGUGGAGCUGGGAAUGGUUAUAUUGCAUAUUCGAUUAAAAGAUAUGCUAGAUUAGGAUGUAAUGUUACAGAAGGUAGUGAUAUUGAAAAAGCAAUCAAUUUAAAAGGCACUUCAGUGGCAAACUUGCCAACAGAAGGUCAAUAUGCUGGUUAUAUUAGAGCUAGAUCUUUACCUAACACGGGUGAAUGGAAAAAAUUUUCUCCAGUGCAAAUUCAAAAAUUUUUAAAAGUAGAAGUAAUUAAACUUCAUCCACAAAUUUCUAUUCCAACCAAAUCAAAUAUACCCUGGACUUCUUCAAUCCCUAAAAAUAUAGAGGCUAAUAAAUCAAAAACCAGUAAUACAAUGGUUCAACCAAGCCAAAUAUUGUGA
Molecule: messenger RNA, 741 nt
Organism: Entrophospora candida
Lineage: Eukaryota; Fungi; Glomeromycota; Glomeromycetes; Entrophosporales; Entrophosporaceae
Source: the annotation of a GenBank genome assembly